Salvelinus fontinalis (brook trout) is the source of this 971-nucleotide messenger RNA. It is a transcript of the gene bcap29, whose product is annotated as B cell receptor associated protein 29. Lineage: Eukaryota; Metazoa; Chordata; Actinopteri; Salmoniformes; Salmonidae. The transcript is spliced from 8 exons. The record is from RefSeq and is a predicted model, not a curated record. Bases 145 to 852 code for a protein of 235 amino acids. Gene Ontology annotation, biological process: intracellular protein transport; endoplasmic reticulum to Golgi vesicle-mediated transport. Gene Ontology annotation, cellular component: endoplasmic reticulum; endoplasmic reticulum membrane.
CAUUAUACUGUAUAACGUCAUUCCAAUGAGACCCAAAAGAAAGUGACAGCAAAAAAGGAGAGUGAAACAACUGUUUCCAAACUUAAGUUUGCUUUUCAUCCUCCAGUUUCUUUGUUCGGGUGCCGCAGAACUGUAUUGUUAGAGAUGACGUUGCAAUGGACUGCAGUUGCCUUCUUCCUCUAUGUGGAAAUGGGUGUACUCCUGAUCCUCUGUCUACCCUUCGUCUCAGCCACCAGAUGGCAGAGUAUCUUCCAGCUGAGAAUAUGGAACAAAAUGGCCAGGUUUUGGAAUAAAUUCUUCCUCGCCAUGAUCAUAAUCCUUAUAGUCCUCUUCCUCGAUGCUGUGCGUGAGGUGAGGAAGUAUUCGGGGGCGGGAAACAGCAAGGAUGCUAAUCUGCAUCCCAACAUGUUUGACAACCUCCACAUGAAGCUGUUCAGAGCCCAGAGGAACCUCUACAUCUCCGGCUUUUCCCUCUUUCUCUGGCUAGUGCUGAGGCGGGUGAUCACGCUGAUCAACCAGCUGGCGACGGCGUCUAGCACCACGGCCUCUCUGCAGACCAAGGCAGAGAGUGACAACCAAACUGCCAAGAAAUACAUGGAGGACAACGAGCUACUGAAACAGACUCUGAUGGAUGGGAAGGGGAACAAGGCCACAGCAGAGGGAAACGAGCUGCUGAGAAAAGAGAUGGAGAACCUGAGAGGAGAACUGAAGGGCUCAGAGGAAGCCUUGAAAAGGUCCCAAUCCGAGAUGGAAGCUAUGAAGAAACAAUCCGAUGGACUGACCAAAGAAUACGACCGACUGCUGAAAGAACACCAGAAUCUUCAAGAGAUUGGAGACAAAAAGGAUGAUUGAUCGGGGUUAUGACUACAGCGGUCAGAACAUUUACAGAUUGUACCAAGAAACCAGAAAAAACACUGUCACGCACGCUAACAUUUUCCUUUGACAUACUGAAGCACUGCAUGAUGUCACCA